GUUCGCACCCGCAGUGUCUCUGCGUGAUGACGUAUUUAUCCUCGCUAACGUUUGCGUGAUGACGUAGAACCAGGAAGUAAACAAAAGUCCAAACAAGCUUCGCUUUUGUGCCACAACAUGUCUGUUUCUAACCCGAGACAAAGCUUUUCUAACCCGGCGAUUCCUUUCGCUGGGACCAUCCUGGGAGGACUGCUGCCCGGCGAGAUGGUUCUCAUUCAGGGCUCCGUGCCGCCUGGGGCCCACAGGUUCCAGGUGGACUUCCUGUGUGGCAGCAGCGUGAAGCCGAGGGCCGACGUGGCCUUUCACUUCAACCCGAGGUUCAGAAGGUCUCCGAGCAUCGUCUGCAACUCUCUGCAGGACGAGCGCUGGGGCCCGGAGGAGCUCCUCCACACGGGGGCCCUGAGGCCCGGGGAGACCUUCGAGCUCGUGGUCCUCGUCCUCAAGGACGCCUUCAAGGUGGCAGUAAACGGGGCCCACCUGUUGGUGUUCAGUCACCGAGUCGAUCUGCAGCGAGUCGACACUUUGUCCGUUUCUGGAGACGUCGAUGUUCAAGCUGUUGGAAUCCUCCCGGUUCAGAGUGAAGUUUCACCUGUGACCAGUCCGACCAAUCAGGAGGCAGCAGAGAGUAACCAGAGACCUCAUCAGACGCUGAUGAGCUCUUCUGGUGAUUCGGGCGUCCCCUUCAGGGCGGAGCUUGUGAGCGGACUGAGUGUCGGACGCAGCGUCUCCGUCUCAGGGAGGACCAAUGAGAACGCUCGGAGCUUUGCGAUAAACCUGCGGGUCGCCGGCGGCGACAUCGCUCUCCACCUGAACGCUCGCCUGAAGGAGCGCGUCUUCGUCCGGAACUCCUUCCUGUCCGAGUGCUGGGGCCCCGAGGAAAGAAAGAUGGCCGCCGCAUUCCCCUUCAGCGCAGGGGCGUACUUUGAGGUGAUCGUCCUCUGUGACUCUCGGGGGUUCAAAGUCGCCGUGGACGGCAUCCACCAGCUGGACUACCAGCACCGGGUCCAGGACCUGAGCCGGGUCUCACAGCUGGAGGUCCUGGGAGACGUCACGCUGCUGGACCUGAAGGUCUUCUGACCUGUGACCUCUGAGUCACCGAACAUUCCACAAAUCAGAUAAAGCCACCAGGACAAGUUCAGCUUUAUGAAGGAGUUUGAUCUAAACGAUUGUUAUUUUCAAAUUGAACUAAUAAAUAAUUCUUUA
Molecule: messenger RNA, 1203 nt
Organism: Pungitius pungitius (ninespine stickleback)
Lineage: Eukaryota; Metazoa; Chordata; Actinopteri; Perciformes; Gasterosteidae
Gene: lgals8a
Product: galectin 8a
Exons: 9
Coding region: 118-1077 (319 amino acids)
Cellular component (GO): cytoplasm
Molecular function (GO): carbohydrate binding
Source: RefSeq, a predicted model, not a curated record